Messenger RNA from Nezara viridula (southern green stink bug), 559 nucleotides. Lineage: Eukaryota; Metazoa; Arthropoda; Insecta; Hemiptera; Pentatomidae. The record is from the annotation of a GenBank genome assembly.
GAGACAGGUUACAAAUACUAUGAUCUGAAGUGUAGGCUGUUAUUGAAGAGAUUGAUUAAAAUAUAUGGUAUAAAGUAAUGACAAAUGUACUGAAGAAUUUAAAAUACUUCUUUCGUAGGCCACUUGUAAAAUAUGGCAUGCCAUUUUUCAUAUUAAUUAUUGGGGGCUCCUUGGGCUUAAGAGAAUUUUCACAGCUUAGGUUUCAGUAUUCGAAAACUAAUCUUAUAAGGCCUGCAGAAGCUGAGGUUUAUGGAGUUAAGAUGAAGAAACCUGGUGAAGUGACUCUGCAAACUGAAUAUGAAAAAAUUAAAUCAAUAGAUACUGAAAAUUGGGAAAUGGUUAGAGGUCCAAGACCAUGGGAAGAAAACUCUUCAAAGAAAUGACACAUUGCAAGAUUAAUUAAUAAUUGAAAUGUUCCUUAGUAAUGUCUCCAUUAUAUUUUAAAGAAAUGUUUGUAUAUAAAUUGCUCAAAGAAAGUUUUAAAAACAUUUCAUAGAGUUUUUGAUUUUUUAUUUUUGAAGUUCAAUUGAUCAACUUUUUAGUACCUAGCAUCAGAGGU